Molecule: messenger RNA, 5015 nt
Organism: Symsagittifera roscoffensis
Lineage: Eukaryota; Metazoa; Xenacoelomorpha; Acoela; Convolutidae
Exons: 7
Coding region: 222-4898 (1558 amino acids)
Biological process (GO): signal transduction; protein phosphorylation
Cellular component (GO): cytoplasm
Molecular function (GO): protein binding; ATP binding; protein kinase activity
Source: RefSeq, a predicted model, not a curated record
UCUUCAAAGAAGUAGCGGCCAAUAGGCGAGAUACAAAUGCAGACUCCACCUCCAGUUCUGAGGAAGAGGAAGACGGAAGGCCCCAUAAGCAGAGAAAGAAACCACACUUUCACCAGGAGAGCGAUGUUGCAACCCCUACUCCGACACCCACAGACGAGGACAAGUGCCUCUCAUUUGUCAAACGGGACAGUAUAGACGACUCUGAGCAGCCAGCGCUUCGAAUGAGGUCGGGCACUUCUAAACUAGACAGAGUGAACAGCAGACUACAUAACGUCAUGCGAAGAUACACUUCGGCCAUAGUUGCGGACACCUUCGAUUACAGCCGAGACUGGAGAGAGUACCACGGAAUAGACCAGGAGCACCCCCAGCAGCAGUACCCCACCGCCAUGCCCCGCUACUCCGCCGGCUCCAUCGGCACCAUUUACUCAGAGUAUGGAUCAGCUGCAUCAAUGCCCAGUUCCAGUGUGAGGUUCACCCAUACCAUGUCCAUGCGCAAAAGCACAAAGAGAUCCUUUGUUGCGGACACCAUGUUUCCCAGACUGCACUGUUUCGUGGAGGAGGAGAUUUUGCUGCUAGCCUGCUCCAGCCAGGUCAACCUGAGCUGUCCAAUUCACUGGGAGUUCGCGAUUGACGAAGUCGCUCCUAAUUUUCUCUUCAUUGACCUUCCACCAGACAAAGUCCUGCCAAGUAAUUUGGUCGAGCUCGAGAGGUAUCUCGGCCAGGGGUGUUUCGGCGCCGUGUUCAGCGGUUACAUCUCGGACCCCUCAGGGAGAGUGGAGGAACGGAUCCCGGUUGCACAUAAAGUUUAUCAGCCAAUCAACGUCGAAGAGAGGUUCCAGGCACCUAUAGGCGAUAAAGACGCUAUUGUUAGUAAUCAGAAACUCUGGAUGUUUGACCCCUCGUUCAAAAUUGCUGAAGCGUACGUGGAACUUCGAAAAGAAGCAUCGGUUUUAAUGGAACUGCAACAUCCAUACAUUGUUUCCUUCUACGGAGCUAGCUUGUCGCCCAUUGCUCUAAUUCUGGAUGUUGCACCAAUGGGUGACUUAGCUGGUCAACUGGAGAUUUUCAGGAGCGAAAACUCUUUGCUACCACCUCCUGUUGUUAAAGACAUCAUCUUUCAACUAGCAAGUGCACUUUCCUAUUUACAUGAGCACUCGUACGUCCAUCGUGAUUUAAAGCCAGCGAAUGUUUUGGUCUGGAGCUUUCCGGCACCUCAUCGAAUGAUGCGGGAUCUACCUCUUAAAAACACCUGUUUGGUCAGACUCAGUGAUUACGGAAUGACACAAAAAGAAAUUGGCGAGCAGAUGUUGGGGAGACCAGGAACUCCCCAGUACAUGGCUCCUGAGAUCCUCCAAGACGAAGGACGCGAGAUUUUCAACAAUAAAAUCGACAUUUACUCUCUCGGAAUGAUUAUUUAUGACUGUAUAUGUCUAACUCCACCUUGGUUGUCGGUUAGUUUGUUCGAUUUCCGAACCAUGGUUGCCGAAAAUAAGAGACCAAUGACAACUACUGCAGCUAAGCAGAGUCCAAUGGCGUUCCUGGAGCUCCUUUGCUUUUGCACUCUUCCAAAUCCCAAAGAGAGACCCAACGCUUUGGACCUUGUCGAUAUACUACAGGAGCAGGAAAUGUGCAAGCUAAUCGAAAGUAUCGAAAUUAAAACGCCUCCGUUUUUCAAAGUUGCCAAUAUGGGAUUGUCGUUAGUAAGCGGUGACAACUCGCCUCAAGCUAUGAACACUAUAGCUCUUUUUACAGUUAACGAUGUCAGAGCUGACAACAAGUGUAAGAGUUCUGAAACAAGUAUCAACGAGACCCAGGCGGUUGAAGUUACACUACUGUUCUACAAAGACAUAUUGCGAGAAACAACUCGGAUGUCCUUGAGCUUCAGUGAAAUCUGCGAUGAUGGUGAAGCUCUGACUUGUAUCUGCUGUGUCUAUAAGACACUUUGGUUAGGUACCGAUAAUGGAAGCUUGAUUGUUCUACAAAUAACAGAUGGAAAGUUAGAAGAACGAGCGCGCAACUUCUUGGAGAGACCUGUUCACGACAUUUAUCACAUAGUUCACGAGGGAAUUAAUGGACACUUUUCAUGCGUGGCUGUGGUUAAUGAAGGUGGUGUUAUUAACUUGUACAACCAUCACUGGGAAAUAAACAAAGAUGCAGAUCGAACUGACAUGACCCCUAUUCGAAUAGGGACCCUGGAAGACACUGGAUUCAGCAACAUUUACGGGCUCUGUUUUGUAACUGGUCGAAAUGAUAGCGAUCACUUCUAUAAAAUUUCGACAUCGUCACCUGUCCCUGAUAGCCCAAUAUCACCAAAAUCAGAUCCCAGCAAAAUGUUGCAGAUUCCGCACAAUCUGGAGCUAUGGAUUUCGGGCGACAAAAGCCAACUGAAAAGGUUUAAAGUGCAGAAAAAGACAGCCAGUUUGGCAUGUAAAAGUGAUGGGAUGCUGUUGAAGUUCCAGCCCAUCUACCCCGCAUUGAAGCAUGACGACCAGAAUAUUUUCGAAGGUCGUCUCAAGGUGAAGAAACUCCUCACAUUGGACAGUUGCAGAAGGGUGUGGUCGGCUGGAGCGAAAAACCGUCACGUCUAUAUGUGGAACGUGGAAACUCUUCAAAUGCAAACAAUUGCGUGCAAAGUUGAAAAACAAUCUGAGGAAAUGCGGUUCCGAGCCCUUUCUUCGGGAGAUGAAAGAGUGUCUGCCCAGAGCUCCAGCAGUAACUCAUUGGCACAAGAAUCAAUAGUGCAAGUUGCAGAUAUUCAAAAGCUGAACGAAUGUAUUUACGUGGGCUUGAACGUUGGAUACGUUCUUGUUUACAAUGGAACAACAGGCGAUAAGGUCAACCAAAUCCAUUGUUAUGUAGAAGACGUCUACAGGAUACUUGCUGUGGAACCAAUCAUAGCUCCUCCCAGGUGCCAAGUGAUGGAGCAUUACCAGGCAAUGUUCCACAAGAAGGAUCCGAGGUUCUUGACUUUCGGAAGAGGUCACUACAGUUUAGUGGAGCAGAGAUUGUCGUGCAAAAUGGCGACUGAGGCGACAAACAGACGCGGGCGGGCACACACGUAUGAUUCAAUGUUCGCAGCUUCUCGCGACAUUGUCAUUAAGCUUUGGAACCAGUACGGGGAGGAACUGAACAAAAUAAAAACGCGCAAGCCAAAGCUGGUUAAACAGGAAACAGUGACGAAUGAAAAGCGGCGAACGACAUUCUGCGGCGGCGAAAGAAACGAGCAAAAGGUAGCAGCACCGAAUGCCGUCUCUGAGAUGUGCAUGAAAGCAGUACUGAUCCCGAAGGAGUUGCAGGAAUCCACUUCUGAGUUAUCCCAAGCCGACCUGAACAAAUUCAUGAACAUUCUUCGUUUUGACGAAGCAGCGGUUGAAAACCUUGCCAACGCCACGCCUUCUGACGAUGACAAGGGAAAUGACGAAAUGGAUUCACAACCAGAAGAGAAUAGUAAGCGACCAUUGAAACGACCUUCGCUUCUGGGAACUUUUUCGCGCAAGAAACCAAGAAGCCAGUUAGAUGCUAUCAUUGAGAACCCAGAGCCAAAACGGGUGCUAGUAGACGUCAAGGAGUCAGGCUUUGCCUGCUAUAGAUUCUCAUUGACUGUUAAAGGUCAGAUAGUGGAGUUCAGCAACGGAGUCUCAGUCAGUUUCAAACCUUUUUCGUGCGAGACUUCAGCGCACCAAACUGUUCUCAUUAUUGUGAACAGUCCUGACAACGAACAGUUAAAAAGACACUUUCCAAAGUGCAGCAGUUCUCCGAUAGUUAAUAUCAUAAGUGAAAUCAAAAAAGAAUUCAAAAGACCCGUGGCCGUUUCGUUUCCCGGAAUACACGGAGAAAUUUUCAGUCAGAAAGUAUACACUGGCUUCGAUUUAGCUCCCGAUUGUUUAUUUCCGGUGGAAAAGCUAGAACGCGUGACAGCAAACAGCAGAGCUAUAGAGUACCAAGCCAGUCAGUUCUUCAUGCCAAUUUGUGUCGUUUCGUCCGCAACUUCUGCUAGCCUACCUGGCUUCGUUAAUCUGAAUAACUUAUUCCCACAAGAGUUACGAAUGUUCCUCGUAUUGUAUAAGGAAAACGUGGGUCACGAAAGGUCCUUGCACUUCAGCUGUCUGCCAGCGAAUCGUUUUCUGAAUGUUGUAAAGAUGCUCCCAGUUGCCGAUGUGCAAGUUCACGGAGUUCAAAUACAGACCAAAGUUGGAUCAAAAAUCGAAAUCACAGCAUUCGACCGAACAGUUUAUUUGAACGUACUUGAUAACGAAAUUGUAGUUAUCAAUGACAAUACGGAUCCCAAGUUCCAAGAAUCUCAAAUAUCGUACCAAUUCUCAGUGAUUUGUCCAGUUUUCACGAGAAACUGCACUUACGGGAAACUAUUGGCUAACCGGUCUAUCAACGUGAACUUUGAGACCAUUUUGAGGUCAGUUUCGAGGUCAAUUGCUUCGACCGACUGCAACUGGACAGAGUUUCUGAACAAGGCGAGUUUCGAUGAAAGUGACGUGAAAGUGUUGAUCAACCAUGACAACAAUGAAAUUCUGGAAAAGAUGAGUUUGUUCGCUACUAAAAACGAACUUGUAGAUAUCUUAUCACACCUCGUGGACGAGACGCAAGUGGAUUUGAACAGAGAAAACAUCUAUACAGUGAUCGACCGAGUGAGCUGCUGGCGAACUAUUUCUCGGAGCGAGAUUGUGAGAGCUCUCAAACAGAAUGACAAGUUUAGAAGUGUGUCUUUUUCAGGCCAAAUAACAAACUUUGCUGCCCAAAUUGCUGCCAAGUGUCUGAUAGAAAAGUAUCGAUUCAAUCAACUUCAGCCUGGCUCAUUGUUGGACAUUGCAGUGUAUGCUGAAGAUUUAGCACGUCCCUUCUGGACACACAAAAGGCGACGUAUUAGCUCAGACGCCUCAUAAAUCCAAUAGAAUCACUUACGCAAUCAUACCGCCUGCAGAUUCCAUCGAUUAAACAACAAAUAUCUUAACCACUUUUCUCCUAAUGUCAUAUGGAUGAAAAUAAAUUAUUUCAGUUAA